GGGCAGUGAGGCAGAGGUCGAGUUGGCGGGAAUGUUGUAAGCAAAAAAGCAUCGAGUCUAUCUCAGAAAUUUAAGAAAUUCGUCAAAAUUUGGGCGUUGGGCGACGACUUUGGUGGCGGCGACGGAGGGAGCAGAUCACUUGCAAUCCGCCCCCAAGGUCAAGAUCACCAAAACACCACGUCCACCAUGUGGAAGUUCCUUCAGAGCGGAAUCAAGUCCGUGCUCCUCUUCCUCUCUAAAAUUUGGAACUUUCUUCUGUUUUUUACUCGAAAAAGUGGUAGAAAGGUUCUACAACAUCAGACAAUUAAGUAUGAAAUAGUCCCUCUAUCUCCUUUAUCUAAGCAUCGUUUAAGUUUAGUUAAAAGAAAAGUCCUGGUGUUGGACUUGGAUGAGACGCUUAUACAUUCUCACCAUGAUGGGGUUCAAAGACAAACCGUAAAACCCGGCACACCACCUGACUUUAUUCUAAAAGUUACAAUCGAAAGGCAUCCUGUCCGAUUCUUUGUUCAUAAAAGACCUCACGUAGACUUCUUUCUAGACGUUGUUAGUAAAUGGUAUGAUCUUGUUGUAUUCACAGCAAGUAUGGAGAUAUAUGGCGCCGGUGUUGCAGAUAAACUCGACGCCAACCGCAAGAUAUUGCACACCCGCUACUAUCGUCAACAUUGCACCCUUGACCUAGGUUCAUAUACAAAAGACCUAAGCAACAUAUCCCAUGACCUUAGUUCUAUAUUCAUUCUUGACAAUUCUCCUGGCGCUUACCGAUCCUACCCAGCCAAUGCAAUGCCGAUCAAGUCUUGGUUUAGUGACCCAUCGGACACUGCCCUCUUGAAUCUACUCCCUGUCCUGGACGCCCUAAGAUUUACUCAAGAUGUUCGUUCCGUUCUCAGUAGAAACUUACAUGUUCACAGGCCCUGGUAGUGGUUGUAGUAGUAGGCACAGGUUGUGGUACUAUAAUGAGUAGAAGGGGGAGGAUAAGUAAAAUGAAAAUUAAUUACCGCGUGAGCGAUAAUGGUAUUAUGCCAAGCGUACAUUAUCCAACCAACACGUUAAUAAUUACUAUUACGUAUUUUAAUGAUUAUUAUAGUUAUUUAAGACGAUUAUCAUUAAUGAAGAAGCGAAUUUAACUUGACGAAGCGCAAGUGGCUGCGUGACGAACCACAGAAUAAGCCAACUUCCGUAUUGUACAUAGACUUUUUAUAAAUAUUAGUUAAAAAUUGCCUAUACAAAAUAUCCUGCUCUUAUGUAUUAGUCUCAACUUGAUAAAGUUCUUACUUAACUUUAGUCAGCCAGCCCUUAUAUGAAUAAUCACACACAAGAUGUGAUUUUAAUAAAAUGUAUACAUAUACACACAUCUACAUUAGUCGAUGACUUAUUUACUAAUAAGACUAUGAUAAUUAUUAUUAUGUUAAUAACUUUACUAUACAACACAUUAUGAUUGAUUCAUAUUUGUUAAAACUUGAUAAUACGUAAGAGAGCAUCAUUGUAAUAAUAUUGCGACUCAACCGUAAACGCAAAAUAUUAUUAUGUCAAUAAAUUUCCUACAACAAUA
This is a messenger RNA of Folsomia candida, 1549 nucleotides long. RefSeq names its product CTD nuclear envelope phosphatase 1 (gene Dd). The record is from RefSeq and is a predicted model, not a curated record. The transcript is spliced from 5 exons. Lineage: Eukaryota; Metazoa; Arthropoda; Collembola; Entomobryomorpha; Isotomidae. The coding region runs from base 187 to 918 and encodes 243 amino acids. Gene Ontology annotation, molecular function: protein serine/threonine phosphatase activity.